Achroia grisella is the source of this 1243-nucleotide messenger RNA. RefSeq names its product galactose mutarotase-like. The record is from RefSeq and is a predicted model, not a curated record. Gene Ontology annotation, molecular function: aldose 1-epimerase activity; carbohydrate binding. Lineage: Eukaryota; Metazoa; Arthropoda; Insecta; Lepidoptera; Pyralidae. Bases 78 to 1160 code for a protein of 360 amino acids. Gene Ontology annotation, biological process: glucose metabolic process; beta-D-galactose catabolic process via UDP-galactose, Leloir pathway. The transcript is spliced from 6 exons.
ACGAAGAAUUGUGUAAGACAGAGGGCAUUUUGUAAGAAUACAUUUCAUUUUAAUACCAGUUUAUAAUAAAUUAAGUCAUGGUAACAUUGAGUGAACAGCCUUUUGGAACGUUCGAGAAUGAACCAGUUAGGAAAUUUACGUGGACCACGGGAAGUGGUUUUAGUGUGUCCGCUAUAUCAUAUGGAGCUAUAGUACAAUCAAUCAAGGUUCCAGACAAUAAUGGCACCAUCAGCGACGUGGUGCUGGGUUUUGAUGAUCUACAAGGCUACAUCGAGAAGAACUCCCCCCAUUUUGGGUCGUCAAUUGGUAGGUGCGCCAACCGUAUUGGUGGUGCAAGUUUCACGAUCGACGGCGUGGAGUAUCAGCUGGCGAAGAAUGUUGGAAUAAAUCAUCUUCAUGGAGGAAUUAAAGGCUUUGACCAGGCCGUGUGGAAAUCAACGGUAGUUGGCACUAAAGUUGUCUUCAGUUACUUAUCCAGGGAUGGUGAGGAGGGUUACCCUGGAGAUUUGGUCACCAACGUAACCUACCAGGUGUUGGAUGAUGACAGUUUCCACGUGACAUUCCAGUCGACUACCACCAAGAAGACUGUUAUCAACUUGACCAACCAUUCAUACUUCAACCUUGCCGGUCAUGACAGUGGCGCCCAAGAAUUGUACAAGCACGUUAUAUCUAUUAAUGCCGACAGAAUUACAGAGACCGAUUCAGAAUCAAUACCAACCGGAAAGUUUAUCAACGUAGGUGGUACGCCUUACGAUCUGAGAAUACCUAUCAGCUUUAAAGAGGUCAUGACUAAGCAGCCCGACUUGUAUGAUGACAAUUUCUGCGUCACUACACAAGGAAAUGAGGGCCUGAACUUCAUAUCGCGGGUCCAACAUCCACCAACAGGAAGGUACCUAGAAUUGUACAGCAAUCAACCUGGUGUUCAGCUUUACACAUCUAACUUCCUACCAUCACCGUCAGAUCCAGCACUGGUUGGGAAAGAUGGCGUGGGAUACCGUCGCCACGGGGCCUUCUGUCUCGAGACCCAAGUGUACCCUGAUGCUGUACAUCAACCCAAUUUCCCAACAUCCAUCUUGGUUCCCGGUGAUGUAUACAAGCAUUUGGUUAUAUAUAAAUUUGGUUCUGGUAAGAAUAUACAGCCAGCUGUUGUUUCUGCUUAGAUUACAAUAUGUUCAAUCUAUGAUCUGCUUUUUAUGAAUGAGAGAAAUAUUUCUCUCUCAUCAAUAAAAACUAGAGUCUCUUA